This is a messenger RNA of Venustampulla echinocandica, 2250 nucleotides long. RefSeq lists its product as uncharacterized. Gene Ontology annotation, molecular function: DNA-binding transcription factor activity, RNA polymerase II-specific; zinc ion binding; DNA binding. Lineage: Eukaryota; Fungi; Ascomycota; Leotiomycetes; Helotiales; Pleuroascaceae. Gene Ontology annotation, biological process: regulation of DNA-templated transcription; DNA-templated transcription. The transcript has 6 exons. The coding region runs from base 1 to 2250 and encodes 749 amino acids. Gene Ontology annotation, cellular component: nucleus. The record is from RefSeq and is a predicted model, not a curated record.
AUGUCGCCUGGAGAACCUGAAGUUGGUUAUCGCCGCAAUGGGAAGAGGCAAGCAUGUGAGCCGUGCCGAAAGGGCAAGUUAGCCUGUGACCAUGGCGCACCACACUGUGGGAGAUGUGUCAGGCGGAAGACAACUGAAAAGUGCAUCUAUCAUCCCGCGCCAAUGACCAAAGUACGGACUUCAACAAACUCGCCAAAUCUACAAAAAGCUUCUCGGGCUGCCUCUGUUCACACACCUGUGGCCAAUACCACCCCGCAAACUUACAAUGUAUCCUGCCCACCUCUGCCCUCGGCCUCGGAACCUAGUCCGUAUGCUUCCCCCAGUAUCAAUGGCUCUGGGAUGCAAGGCUUCCAAGCCCCUUCAAGUGCGGUGGAGGAAUCCCGUGGCAGAUGCCAUAGUCCUAACAUUGGCCAAUCCGGCGAACCUACUCGGAAGAGACUUGCCAGCUGGAAAACCGCUGUUUAUCCAAAAUCGGCGAAGUAUUAUGGCCCAACGAGUUUCUCUGCGGUGUAUUUAGAGAAUAAAACUACGGAAAACGAAGAUCUAUUAGAUAUUGGCGAGGAUCCUAGAAAGCACCCUGGGUCUUGGGUUUUUGGCCAACCCUUACUCGGCAGAGAGAGACCAUCUGUUCCUUAUCAGCGUACAAAAGAAAUUGUCAAAGCACUUUGGAACAUUCCCUCGAAAGAGAUUUGUGAGAAUCUGCUUAGCAUGUCUCUCUCUAUUCAUGACGCAACAUUGAAUCCAAUUAUGAUCAGACAUUGCAUAACAACUUUAUGGAGCACAUUCGGGUCCCAGCUUGCUGCACCACUUACUGCUGAGAACCUGAAUAUCAUUUCAGAAGUUCUCUUCAAAAAUGAGGAGAAUCCUCUGCCACCUGCUCCCGAGGACGGGCUGGAGUGGCUAAACACAUUCAUGGGACCGAACCUUCGAUUCGAAAUGCUUGGUGUAUUAUUUUGCUUUUUUGGAAAGGCUUUCUUAACAUUGCAAGAUUGGGACCCACUAUUCAAGGUACCCGAAAACAACGGUCGGAGUAGGAAAGAAACUGCGUGGAGGAUGAAAGAGUGCGCAGAUGCUUGUCGCAAGACUUGUCACCUCUCUGAAACGGUAAAUGAGAUUGUGGUCGCCCUGACCUAUAAUGUUCAUAUCUUAGAGAGUAGUUGUACAGGGGAUGAAAGCUACCUACUGCGUCAUCGCCACGGGCAUAUGGUCACGUCAGCUACAAAUGCUGGACUUCACAGGCUUCCAGACUACACCAAUACCAGAGUUACAACAGCGUCAGAGUACAAAAGGAGGCUCUUCUCUGCUGUCUAUUACUUAGAUAAAACGCACUCGGCUUUGAACGGACUUCCGCCAAUGUUAGGCCGUCUCUAUUGCGACGUUAGGCCUCCCCUCGACUUGUCCGACGACGAAUUGUUCCUGCCACCACAUGCAUUAGCAGUUGCAAUUAGUAGAUUGGACUUUAAUGGCUGGAAUACUGAAGGAAACAUGUAUAAUAUUAGCAUAUCACGAGCAAUCUGGCAACUAUCCGCCGUUCGGGAGGAGAUUCUAGAGCUAGCAUUAGGGGUCAACGUUAUGAUCUCCGACGAACGCAUCGUAGAUCUACGUCAACGCUCCCAGCACGUUCUCAAUAGCUUUCCCAAUCAACUUCUAUAUUAUGCUAACGGGAAGAUACCAAAAGAUGGUACGGGGAAAACUCUAUUCGCUCAAGCAUGUCUCAUGCUUGACUUUCUGCAGAACAUGUUUCUCAUCGAACGGGUUGCCAUGGCUCGUGGCUUCUCAACGGUUGAGAAUCUUCUGAGCACAGCGAUGGAUAUGCUCGACCUGUCCUUGAUGUUCUGGAUAAUGAGGGAUCAGCUCAUCCCUUUCACUUCCUAUUUUGACUGGAUUAUCACAUUUUAUGGGAUACCCAGCGCUGGAGUUAUAUGCGUCGAGCUGCUCAAUAAGCAAUCGGCGGCCCACCACCAUCCCAGCUUCUCCCGGUCAGAUGCUAUCCAAAAGUUAACAUUGUUCAUCGGCUUCCUAGAAUGGAUUCGGCCGACAGAUGGGAAUUACAAAUUAGCAGGACGACUUCGGAAAGUCAUACGCAGGGUAUUAGACCACGUAUUGGAGCCACCCAACACACAGUCGGACGCGCCAAUGCCGAUGGACGCUCCAUUUGAUCCUACAUUACUAGAUCCCCUAGAUAACAUAGACGAUAUGGAUUGGCUCAGUAGUAUAGAUUGGACUCAUGGAUCGGGGAUCGGGCUUUAG